Molecule: messenger RNA, 708 nt
Organism: Aspergillus candidus
Lineage: Eukaryota; Fungi; Ascomycota; Eurotiomycetes; Eurotiales; Aspergillaceae
Exons: 1
Coding region: 104-493 (129 amino acids)
Source: RefSeq, a predicted model, not a curated record
GUCCACCUCCCAUGCUGAAUGAUCAGCGAAGGACUGCAACAUUUGCCUUCGGUCACUAGUCCCGUUUCCCACCAUCCUGGUACCAGCUCACUUCCCGGGAAACAUGUUCAGUGAGGGUCAAAGGGUGGGAUGUCGAGUCAGUGUUGUUAUCUCCCUAUCACUUCUCUUCCCCUGUUUUGUCUCCCUUUUUUUUUCAACUUUGUCGUUGCUGUUUCUCUCCUUUUCCUUCAUCUGCCAUGUUUGGUGCCUGUUGACCCAACCUUCCUGUAAAUCAUUAGUCACAACUAUGCAGGUCAAAAUCGGUGAGAAGACCACACUGCUGAUCCCUGUGACAUGCAGAGAACCACUUAGGGGGGUUUUCAAACGAAACCUUGACCCCCACAGCGGUCCAGCAGAUGAUGAGACCAAGACGUCCGUCCUCAAACCGCACGAUCUGCGCUCGACGGGGGAAAUGGAAACGGCGCACCGGCACCGGCCGAGAAAUUUCCACUAGUUUGGCCACUCGGAUCCGAACGAGGAGGCCCCAAUAGCCUAAAGAAUUGAAGAUCACCCUGCAGCCUCAACUACAUUCACCCAAGCCAUUCCAUUUGUUUGUUGAACCAGGUAAUUGCCACCGGGUGGAAGGCCAUCGUGUAUUCGAUCUGAUCGAACCCACCCACUUCCGCCCAACAGGAAGAUAGACCGACGCAGGCCCAUCCAACCUGAUCA